Molecule: messenger RNA, 2023 nt
Organism: Solea senegalensis (Senegalese sole)
Lineage: Eukaryota; Metazoa; Chordata; Actinopteri; Pleuronectiformes; Soleidae
Product: CMRF35-like molecule 8
Exons: 8
Coding region: 189-1520 (443 amino acids)
Cellular component (GO): plasma membrane
Molecular function (GO): transmembrane signaling receptor activity
Source: RefSeq, a predicted model, not a curated record
AGCGCCCUGAAUAAAUAUUCAUCUCACUAAAGGGUAGAACAAAGCCUCAGACAGAGCCUGGGGAGGACAGAAAGCGGAAGCAGAUAAGAGCAGAAUGGUGACAAAAAAAAUAAAAUGCAGGAAACGCAGCUGUUCACACAUCCAACAAGUGCAAAGAAAGUGCAGUGUGAAGACGGACGGACGACAAAAUGAAGCUCUUUCUUCUGCUCGUCCUCUGGCUGACAUCAGGUUACCUGGCCUUUUCUGAAUGGAGAAACUGUGUACAUACCUGGGAGAAUUACACAUGUACAUUUGCCAAAGCCCAGAAAAUUUCAAGUAUCGUGUUUGAACUUCCAAAAAAACGUGAUGGCACAGAAAAAUUCCGAUUUCCUGUCACAAAGCUGGAAGGAGAGGAUGCUGGGAUAUACAGCUGCAGUCCCGUUGAAGUCUGCCGGAAUCUGCUCCAAACAACAACAUACACCAUGGCUAAAACCACCGUCUCAUGCAGCUACCCAACACCGUAUGGCAAGUCAGGUCAAAGAGCCUGGUUUUUCUGCAAGAAGCAAGAAUCAACCUGUGUAGAAAUGACACAAUCUUCAGUGAAGUCAAAUGGGAAGUUCACUCUCACAGUCACCAAAGCUCAAAGCUUCAACUUGUCCAUCACCAAUGUGUCCUCUCAGGACGCUGGUGUCUACUGGUGCGGCUUCAAAGACAAAUAUUCCAAACUUUUACUGCGAAAAAUUCAGCUCAAGGUUCAAAAUGUGACAACUUUCACAAAAUCCCCAAAGGUUGGAGAAAGCAUCACCUACUGGUGCAAAUACAGAUCCUCCCCCUCUGACGUGGUCAUUUGUAAAGGCCAAGAUCCAGCGGCGUGUCAUUUUAUAGUCAGUGAGGCCAACACGGCUGACGGGAGGUUUUCCAUGACGCAGGGCAAAACGGGAUAUAUGACCAUAAUGGUGAGAAACGUGACGCUACAUGACACAGGGACGUACUGGUGCGGGCAACUCAGUGACAAGGAAAGAAGGUUCUUCCACAGAUUCUACAUGAAUGUGGUUUCACCGUGGUCACCAGCAGCGUCCACGUCUUCUCCAACCACGUCCACUUCCUCCUUCCCGAAGUUCCACACUCCUCCUUCACAAACCUCUGGAGUUGAAACAGUCGUCCUGGUCCCUGUGAUUGUCACCGUCGUCAUGCUGCUGCUCGGGAUCGUUCUGAUCUCCAUCUACAAACUGAGCAGACGAAAGAAAGAAGCAGCAGAGCAGCACAGACAGGAUCAUGUGAGCGAGCAGAUGCAGGAGCGCCUCCACACACCAGCGGGAGAAGAUGCAAAUAACGAAACGUUGUAUUACGCCACCAUCCACUUUCAAAAUGGCUCCAGUGGAGCCGGUGACAAAGCUGUGGCGCUCAGACCCAGCACCGCCGCCGCCGCCGCCUGUGAAUACUCCACCGUGAGGUACAACGGCAAUACAACCCACGUUUCACCAUCACGAGCCACAGAGGAUCCUCUCUAUGCAACAGUCAACAAGUCUGUCCGUGCAUGACAGGGAAAAGACAGCAUGUAACUGGAUCUUGCCAAAUAGUGAGACCACAUGAGGGUUAUCGGUUAUAACUCAUUAUAUAAUUGUUAAUUAGUUGUAAAGCACCAAAUGAAUAACCUAAUGAUAAAUCAUUACCAAGCCAACAUGUCCAUGUGGAUCCCAUAUGGGUUAUAUUCAGGCUGACAGUAUAGCCGGUUUUCCACCGUGUUUUUUGGCAUUUCAAUUAGAAAUAAUACUAGGAAUAGUACCAGUAAUUCCAUUCUUUGGCACCCUUCCCUUAGGGUACCAGAGUAAAAUGGUAUGCUCAGGCUGGAGCUAGACAGUCAGCUGAUUGUGCGACAGAAAACGCCACUCCUUUGCAAUCGGUGUAAAUAUCCCAACCUCGAACCGUACCAUAAUGGAAACAGCAAUAGUGACCCCCACCUGGAAAUUACUGUAAUGUGUUAACAACGAGCUAGGCAUCAGUGGAGAGAAAAAACUGCCUUUUAACAGGAGGAAAUCUCUGA